Messenger RNA from Hyaena hyaena (striped hyena), 1230 nucleotides. It is a transcript of the gene DHRS9, whose product is annotated as dehydrogenase/reductase 9. The record is from RefSeq and is a predicted model, not a curated record. Bases 219 to 1178 code for a protein of 319 amino acids. NCBI's taxonomy places the organism in Eukaryota, Metazoa, Chordata, Mammalia, Carnivora, Hyaenidae. The transcript is spliced from 5 exons.
UCUAUGUACUCAGAACUUGACGAAAGCCUGGCCAUCACCACCUCCAGAGGAUCAGUGUGGUCUGGUGGCUCAAUCCUUCCUUCCUCAGCACAGCGGGCAGACAGCACUUGGCCCAGUCAGUCCACAACAGCUCCUGCACCCCAGUUCACCCUCACUAAGGUCACCAUCUUCUUUUAUUGUACAAGAAAGCAGAGUUCCUAUCACAUACAGAAAAGAACAUGUUCAUUUGGGUAUUAGCCCUCCUAGUCUUUUGUGGUUUUCUAUGGAAUAAUAAAAGACAACUAAAGAUUGCAAACAUCACUGAUAAGUACAUUUUCAUUACCGGAUGUGACACGGGUUUUGGAAAUUUGGCAGCCAGAACUUUUGAUAAAAAAGGAUUUCAUGUAAUCGCUGCUUGUCUGACUGAAUCAAAAUCAACGGCUUUAAAGGCAGAAACAUCAGAAAGGCUUCACACUGUGCUUCUGGAUGUAACUGACCCAGAGAAUGUCAAGAGGACUGCCCAGUGGGUGAAAAACCAAGUUGGGGAAAAAGGUCUCUGGGGUCUGAUCAACAAUGCCGGCAUUCUCGGAGUGCUGGCUCCCACUGACUGGCUGACAGUGGAGGACUACAGGGAACCUAUUGAAGUGAACUUGUUUGGACUCAUCAAUGUGACAUUAAAUUUACUUCCCUUGGUCAAAAAAGCUCGAGGAAGGGUUAUCAAUGUCUCCAGUGUUGGAGGUCGGCUUGCACUUGGUGGAGGGGGCUAUACUCCAUCCAAAUACGCAGUAGAAGGCUUCAAUGACAGCUUAAGACGGGACAUGAAAGCUUUUGGUGUACAUGUUUCAUGUAUUGAACCAGGAUUAUUCAAAACAGGAUUAUCAGAUCCAGUAAAGGUCACUGAAAAGAAACUUGCCAUUUGGAAACAACUGUCUCCAGAUAUCAAACAACAAUAUGGAGAAGGUUACAUUGAAAAAAGUCUAGACAAACUGAAAGGCACUAAUUCCUUUGUGAACAUGGACCUCUCCCUGGUGGUGGAGUGCAUGGACCAUGCUCUCACAAGUCUCUUCCCCAAGACUCAUUAUGCUGCCGGAAGAGAUGCCAAGACCUUCUGGAUACCUCUGUCUCACAUGCCAGCAGUUUUGCAAGACUUUUUAUUGUUGAAACAGAAAGCAGAGCUGGCUAAUCCCAAAGCAGUGUGACUCAGCUGACAAUAAAUGCCUGUCCCCAGGCUAUGAGAUUGGCUGCUUUCAA